Sparassis crispa is the source of this 372-nucleotide messenger RNA. RefSeq lists its product as hypothetical. Bases 1 to 372 code for a protein of 123 amino acids. The record is from RefSeq and is a predicted model, not a curated record. The transcript is spliced from 2 exons. NCBI's taxonomy places the organism in Eukaryota, Fungi, Basidiomycota, Agaricomycetes, Polyporales, Sparassidaceae.
AUGGCCUUAGGUCAAGGAGGCAUGAGUUUGGAUGAGACCGAUGGCGAGUAUACUCGUCACAAUGACAAGAAAGUUCGACAUGUUUGCUUGCCAUGGCGCCAUCCCUCUCUUGCUGCAUUUUACAGGAACGUUGAUUCUUAUGAGGAUGUGCACCCACUUCAUCUCACGGAACAAGGCAAUUACUCGCUAUCUCGCAUCUUUGAAGCAAAUGCGUCGUCAUCGUCCAAGAGAAAGCCGAUCACGCAGUUGCUGAAGAACUUCUACAACCCCAACUGGAUGAAGACUAUCACUCAUGCUCAGCGCAGUACCCUACGGUUCAAACUGGCAUUCGAAAUACCUGACCUCCCAGAAUUCACGGCGAGGAGAAACUAA